GCGGCGGCGGCUGUGCUGGGGAUGCGUCGCGCCGGGCGGGCGGCAGCCGGGCCGGGCGGCUCCCUCGAGGGCUGCGGCUGAGGCGGGGUCCGCUGCGACGGGGAAGGCCUAGCGAGCGCCAUGGCGGAGGAGGCGCCGCCCGCGCCCGACGGACCCAGCGGAGCCCCCGCGCCCGCCGCCGCGCCCGCGCCCGCCCUGCCGGCGCUGGUGCCCGGGCUGCAAGGCGCGGAGGCGGGCGCGCUGCAGCACAAGAUCCGCGGCUCCAUCUGCAAAGCUGUACAAUCUAAAGUGGACUGCAUCUUGCAAGAAGUUGAGAAGUUUACAGAUGUACAGAAACUCUACCUCUACCUUCAGCUGCCUUCUGGCCCCAGCAAUGGCGAGAAAAGCGAUCAGCUUUCAGUGUCCUCCAGCCGCGCUCAACAGGUGCAUGCCCUUUCCUGGAUCCGGAACACCCUGGAGGAACACCCGGAGACCUCACUUCCGAAGCAGGAAGUGUAUGACGAGUACAAAAGCUACUGCGACAAUCUCGGCUACCACCCUCUCAGCGCCGCAGACUUUGGGAAGAUUAUGAAAAACGUGUUUCCCAAUAUGAAGGCUCGUCGCCUGGGCACGCGAGGCAAAUCUAAAUAUUGCUAUAGUGGACUUCGGAAGAAAGCGCUUGUGCAGAUGCCAUCGCUCCCUAAUCUGGAUUUCCAUAAAACUGGAGAUGGGCUGGAUGGGUCAGAGCCUCCUGGGCGCCUGCAGAGCGCAGAUGAAGAGAUUGUGUCGGCUGCUUGCCAGCUGGUCUGCGAGUGGGCUCAGAAGGUGCUCAGCCAGCCCUUCGAUUCUGUCCUGGACUUGGCCCGCUUUCUGGUCAAAAGCCACUACACGGGCACCAAAUCCAUGGCAGCUUUAGCUGUGAUGGCAGGCGCCCCUGCAGGACUCAAGGGGAUCCCCCAGCCAUCUGCUUUCGUUCCAACGGCGGAGAGCAACUCCUUCCAGCCCCAGGUGAAGACACUGCCGUCGCCCGUGGACGCCAAGCAGCAGCUGCAGCGCAAGAUCCAGAAGAAGCAGCAGGAGCAGAAGCUACAGUCUCCUUUGCCAGGCGAGUCCCCUGCCAAGAAGGCUGAGGGCACGGCAAGCAACGGGGUUGCCAGCCUUCCGAAUGGGAGCCCAGCCAUCCUGUCCCCUCAACCCAUUGGCAUCGUGGUGGCUGCCGUGCCAAGCCCCAUCACGGUGCCAAGGUCCCGGCAGUUGGUAACGUCUCCUAGUCCCAUCGGCUCAUCAGAUGGCAAAGUCCUCCCGCUCAACGUCCAGGUGGUCACUCAGCACAUGCAGUCCGUCAAGCAGUCACCAAAGACUCCCCAGAAUGUUCCGGCUAGUCCUGUGGGAGACCGUUCUGCUCGCCACCGCUAUCCCCAGAUACUGCCAAAGCCGGCCAACACCAGCGCGCUCACCAUACGUUCCCCGACAACAGUGCUCUUCACGAGCAGCCCAAUCAAGACGGUGGUUCCCACUCAGCAUGUGAACGUGGUCAAGAUGACCGCGAUAUCGCUCGCCCCGAGCAGCACCAGCAGCACGCCCAUCAAGCACGCAGCCUCGGCCCUUAGCUCAGGAGCUGCCGAGGAACCCAGGAGCAUUCCUCAGAUUAAGAACGGAUCCGUCAUUUCACUUCAGUCCCCAGGAACCAAACUAGCUCCCGCCCCGUCUUCAGUUGAGGUCAAACUGGAGCCAGAAUUGCUGCUGGAUGAGAGCCUACGGCAGAACCAGGACAAUUCGGACCCCACUAAAGCAGUCAGGGUCACCCUCCUAACGCCUGCGGGUCAGCCGAAGACUGUGGAAACAGAGCCCUGGAAAGGGCAGACGGGGGAACGUCUCGGAGCAGCAAGCUGUGACCCCCUGGGGGGAGGAGAGCCAGAAAGGAAAUCCCUUUCCCAGCCUCAUGAAUCCCUCCCAGAUCCCUCGGAGGCCACCCAGCACGUCUCCAGUGCCAGCGUCGCCACCUCACCCCCGGCAGGUGACCAAGCGUGCCCCAAGAUCCUGAGGAAGAGGCUGCCUUCUGCCUUUGCAGACUCCCAGGGCCCCCCUGUCAAGAAGCUUUCCGUGGGACAGGCGUCUGCAGAAGCCCCCAAGGCCGGCGGUGCUAAGAAAGCUCAGCAGAGGGGCGGGCUGCCUCUCCCUAAAAGUGAUGGCCCGGCUGCUCUUCUCCAGGUACCCGGCAAGGUGACAAUCCAAGUCCAUUCGGCAGCCUCGGGGAGCGGCCUGGUGACCUCCUGCCCUCUGAAUGCUGACCUUGUCAUUACCUCCAGUGACUCCCUGCUGGAGCAGCGGCCAGCGGCCUCGUCGGCAGGGGUUGAGAUGAAGUUGGAAGGAAACGUCUUUGUCCUGGAGAACAGCCCCAAGUCCAACAGCAGCUUUAACCCCAAUGUGUGGCAGCAGCUCACCAAGAGCUCCAGCUUUGGCCCUGAGACCCACAAGCCACAGCCACAGCUGGGUGUCACAGCACUUGCCGGGCCCUCCGACGCAGAGGACUUGCCCAAGUCCGCCUGGGAACCGGUGCGCUUCGAAGGGUUCCAGCAGGCAGGGGCGGCUGCAUUCAGCCAGCAGUUGCCAGACCAGGGCCAGCAGCCCUCCCUGGAGCAGCCCCUGCCAGGCCAGAGCUCCGGGCAGCUGCCCCUGCAGCAGGAGCUGAAGGAGUUUGAGGACGCUGCCGCCCAGCCCCACGAGACCUUCUUCUCCUUCGAUGAUGACCUGACCCAGGACAGCAUCGUGGAGGAGCUGGUGCUCAUGGAGGAGCAGAUGUCCAUGAACACGUCUCACCUGUACAGCACCUCCCUGGGCAUGGCUCUGCAGAACCAGGGGACAGCUCAGGUGGCCGCCCUGGCCCCUCACUCGAGCAGCACCCACUUCUACCACCCAAUCCACAGCAGUGGCACUCCUGUUCACACGCCCACACCUACCCCAACGCCCACCCCGACACCCACCCCCACCUCCGAAAUCAUGGCGGGGUCACAAGGUGUGUCGCGGGAGAGCCCGUGCUCCAGGAUGGCUCAGACGACGCCUGUUGACAGCGCACUGGGGAGCAGCCGGCAUACGCCUGUUGGCACACCACACUCCAACUGCAGCAGCAGCGUGCCCCCGAGCCCUGUGGAGUGCAGGAACCCAUUUGCCUUCACCCCAAUUAGCUCCAGCAUGGCCUACCACGAUGCCAGCGUCGUGUCAAGCAGCCCCGUGAAGCCCAUGCAGCGGCCAAUGGCUACCCACCCUGACAAGACCAAACUGGAGUGGAUGAACGCUGGGUACAGCAGCAUGGGAAGCUCCUCGGUCUCCAGCCAUGGGAUUCUGCCAGGCUACCAGGAGUCAGUGGAGGACCGUUUCAGGAAGCCUCACGCCUUUGCCGUUCCAGGCCAGUCCUACCAGUCUCAGUCGCGGCACCACGAUUCCCAUUUUGGGCGUGUGACCCCCGUCUCCCCUGUUGGCAGCAAGCAAGAAGGUUUUGCUGUCCCUGCUCCUCUUGAUAACAAAGGGACAGGUUCCUCUCACGGCGGCCAUUUCAGGUGCCGGAGCGUCAGUCCCGCCGUGCACCGCCAGCGCAAUCUUAGCGGAAGCACCGGCUGCCCCAUCGCUGCCGUGCUUCGCUCUGGACCGGCGGUGGCCUCUUUUGGGAGCCCCAUCGCUCCAGAAGUCCACGGCGCCCUGGCAAACAUCCACACAGACCCAAGUGCCAGCAAUCUCGCCCAGAGGAGCCAGUCAGUCCCCCUGACGGUCAUGAUGGAGACUGCCUUUCCACAGCCCCAGAAACAGACAAGCGCCAAGAAGAUCACCAACGUCUUGCUAAGCAAGCUGGACUCCGAGAAUGACGAUGCGGUGAGGGGCCUGGGGAUCAAUAACAUGCCCUCCAAUUACACCGCCAGGAUGAACCUGACCCAGAUUUUAGAGACUUCUGCCGCCUUUCCAAGUGCCAACGCCCAGAACAUGCUCCCAUCCAGCCCAUCAGUUUUUGAAUUCCAAACACCAGGUUACCUCGCCAAAAACAGCAGCCCCGGUCCGGUGGACUUUGCUUCUGGAGACCAGGCAGCGCAGUCGGAGGCCGGGGAGCAGCAGCAGCUGGACUUCAGCGGCACCGUGAAGGAGCUUCUGGAGGAGGGCAGCCUGCAGGUGGGCCCGGUGCCUGCUGACCUGAGCAGCGUGGCCUCGGUCUUCUCCAGUGACCUGCGGCUGGCUUCGGAGCUCUCAGGCAGCAUGAAUGACCUGAACACUCUGGACACGAACCUGCUCUUUGACCCAGCUCACCAGCAGAGCCAAGAGGACGAGGCCACCCUGGAAGAAUUGAAGAAUGACCCCUUGUUCCAGCAGAUCUGCAACGAGUCCAUCAGUUCUAUGACCUCAGCAGGUUUUGAUUGGAUGGAGAGUAAGGACCAUCCCGCUGUAGAAAUGCUGGGUUGAGAAAUACAUUUGUGUGUGUGUGUGUGUGUGUGUAUGUGUAUAUAUCUAUAUGUGUGUGUGUAUACACACACAUAUACCUUUGUGUGUGAGUGUAUAUAUAUGUAUAUGUGUAUGUGUGUGUAUAUAUGUGUAUAUACACACACACACACGUGUGUGUGUGUGUAUGUGUGUAUAAAAUCUAUGUAGCACACUGUAUUUAAAAAAAUCUAAAGACAAGACAUACUGUAUUUGUCUUAAUGGAAGUGCCUCCUGCAGCAGAAACAAAAUUUGUGAGAUUUUUUUUUAAAAAAAGAAUUGCUCUACCAGCUGCUUUAUUCUUCAGCAGGGUGUAUACAAUCUUAACCAAUUUUUAAGACAUUUCUGAAGGAUGCAGCCUGCUCCAGAGCCAGUAUUAGAUUUUAAAAUGUUGCUUACUGAAAACAAUUGCUUGCUGCCUCCAAAGGAUAAAGGAGUGUUUGGGGGAGGGUGUCGAGAGCGUAGGAAGCUCCCAGGACACCCGGAAGGGAGUGCUCCCCCGUCUUCCUUCCCAUCUGCUCUGCAGGGCGUUCCAUUUGGCAUUGGGAUUCCUGGCCUACCAGAUAGGCACCACUGAAAUCUGGAGGUUACCCAGCAGAUAGGGGGUGUGGGUGGAUUGCAUUAUGCUGUCCAAUUGCAGAGUGCCUCUGCACUCUGGGUUCAUAAAGAGCGUGGGCAUUUGCUGGCAUGCUUGGCACAUGAGAGAGAGUAAUCUUCCUGAUAACAAUACAAAUAGGCCCACAAAAUGAACAGAGAAAGGGAAUUAGGAGCCGGCGUUCAUCUACCUGUAUAGGUUGCUAGAUCGGUUGGGGGGGGGGUCCUCCAAUUUGCUGUUUCCCAAUGAUUGUGGACUUGGCAUCCCCUCCUCUUUUUGCUGCUGCCAGGGGAGUUGCCCUGGUGGUGUGGCCUUGCUGGCCAGUUGCCAGGGAAGGCCAGCAUGAUUAGGUGGAGGGGGAAAAUCAGCACAACAUCAGUACAAUAUUAAAUCAUUAUCAAGGGCUAAAAGAUGAGCAGGAGAGAGCUUUCACGAAAGGAGCAGCAGCACUAACCUUUCGUCCCAAAUGGGAAACUUACUCUUUGCCACAAGUUGGUUCCUAAGCUCGUAUUAAGAAAACAGCAGAAUGUUUCAAACAAAAACAAUUUAAUGCUGCUUUUAAUAUCAUUGAUUAGGGAAGACUAAUUCCAACCCUGCAAUUUAAUAAAUCUGUUCCUUUCCAUGGCAACUCUA
Candoia aspera is the source of this 5668-nucleotide messenger RNA. RefSeq names its product regulatory factor X7 (gene RFX7). Lineage: Eukaryota; Metazoa; Chordata; Lepidosauria; Squamata; Candoiidae. Gene Ontology annotation, biological process: regulation of transcription by RNA polymerase II. The coding region runs from base 121 to 4425 and encodes 1434 amino acids. The transcript is spliced from 9 exons. The record is from RefSeq and is a predicted model, not a curated record. Gene Ontology annotation, molecular function: RNA polymerase II cis-regulatory region sequence-specific DNA binding; DNA-binding transcription factor activity, RNA polymerase II-specific.